UCGACAGACGCGAUAAUUUGCUUUCAAGAAUCGACUUUCAGGCACGUUCGUCAACACUGGCCUCGCCAAUGUUUCUACGUAACCUCUUUGGUUUCUACGUAUUUUUGUUUAAUAUCUAAUAGGAAAAGGAACGCAAUGGAAACCGUUCGACCAUGCGGCUGCAAAGGAAUACGCUCUUGCUUGAUUUGCGAGACCGAAUACGAGAUUUCUAAGCCGGAUCUGCAGAACGAGUUAGAGAAAAGCAAGAGUUACAUUUAUUGUCCAUAUUGUGACAAAUUAUCAUCUGGAUGGGAUAUAGACGAAUACAAGAAACAUCCUGAUCAUGGAGGAAACCUAAUUGAUUAUCCUGGUGUUUACAUCAAGCUAGAUUUUUUAAAGGAAGAUGAGGCUGAGGAGCUCAUGAAAGCGCUCGAUGAUCUUCCUUGGCAAGCAUCACAAAGUGGUAGAAAAAAACAGAAUUUUGGACCAAAAUGUAACUUCAAAAAGAGAAAAUUGCAAUUAGGAUCGUUUAAUGGUUUUCCCAAAACGACGCAAUUUGUACAAAAAAAAUUUGAGGAGAUACCGCUGUUACACGGCUUUAAAACUGUCGAGCAGUGUUCGCUUGAGUACGAUCCUGAACGAGGCGCCUCUAUUGAUCCCCAUGUGGACGAUUGCUGGAUUUGGGGAGAACGGAUAGUAACUGUUAACGUCCUUGGUGAUUCUGUUCUGACUAUGACUCCUUAUCGUGGUCCGAUAACGCGAUACAAUUUAGAUUAUGUCUCAAAUUAUGAUACCAUCUUAGAGGACAUGUGCGAUGAAACACGAUCUUCAAAUAUUGAUAAUAACGUGGUAAUACGAUUACCAAUGCCUGCUAGAUCACUCAUGGUUCUAUAUGGUCCAGCAAGAUAUAAAUGGGAGCAUUCUGUGCUUCGACAGGACGUUACAUCGAGACGCGUCUGUCUCGCCUAUCGCGAACUAACGCCUCCAUAUCUCGAAAAUGGACAACAUCAAAGGGAAGCUUCUGAGAUUUUGAGGCAAGCUUCACUCUUCUGGUGAUAUUAACAUGAAACAAUUUAAAUAUCGCAUUUAUUUAUAAAAAAGUGAUAAUCCUUAAGGAUACAUUUGACAUAAUAAAUGUAAAUACUAUUUUAAUAAGAAUAGAUUUUAUUUUUUUUUUCUUAAUAUACAGUGCAUUAAAAAUGUACAGCAAUAACAUCCUGUGCAACAGUCUGUAUAAUAUUUUAAAAUAUAAUGCUUCUCAUACAUA
Messenger RNA from Wasmannia auropunctata (little fire ant), 1246 nucleotides. RefSeq names its product alpha-ketoglutarate-dependent dioxygenase alkB homolog 4. NCBI's taxonomy places the organism in Eukaryota, Metazoa, Arthropoda, Insecta, Hymenoptera, Formicidae. Gene Ontology annotation, biological process: oxidative demethylation. The coding region runs from base 136 to 1035 and encodes 299 amino acids. Gene Ontology annotation, molecular function: demethylase activity; oxidoreductase activity. The transcript is spliced from 5 exons. The record is from RefSeq and is a predicted model, not a curated record.